Pygocentrus nattereri (red-bellied piranha) is the source of this 1877-nucleotide messenger RNA. RefSeq names its product deoxyhypusine hydroxylase/monooxygenase (gene dohh). The record is from RefSeq and is a predicted model, not a curated record. The transcript has 5 exons. Bases 182 to 1105 code for a protein of 307 amino acids. NCBI's taxonomy places the organism in Eukaryota, Metazoa, Chordata, Actinopteri, Characiformes, Serrasalmidae. Gene Ontology annotation, biological process: peptidyl-hypusine biosynthetic process. Gene Ontology annotation, molecular function: deoxyhypusine monooxygenase activity.
GAGGCGCUAAACCUCGGCGCAUCGUCGAAAAACCUUCGAGAACUCAAACUCCUUCCUGCAGUGGCAGCAUGGAGAGCUGAGCCGUGAGCGCCCGGGAGCUGCCAAUCAUCUGCAGCACUGGUUCCUCUAUUGUAACGGAUCAUCUGCAUAUUCAUCAGCCUACAUUAGUCUUACGAUACUCAUGGCGAGUGAGCAGGACGUGGCGGCAGUGGGGACCAUACUUGUUAACCCCAAACAGGACUUGACGACGCGAUUUAGAGCACUUUUUACGUUACGUAAUCUUGGAGGACCAGAGGCUAUUAAAUGGAUCAGCGAGGCCUUUGUGGAUGAUUCUGCACUUCUGAAGCAUGAGCUGGCCUACUGCCUUGGCCAGAUGCAGGACGAGCGAGCAAUUCCCAUUCUGGAGAUGGUGCUGAAAGAUACCAGGCAAGAGCCAAUGGUCAGGCAUGAAGCAGGUGAAGCUUUGGGAGCCAUCGGAAAUCCGAAAGUCUUAGAUUUGCUGAAGCAGUAUUCAGAGGAUCCAGUCAUUGAGGUGGCAGAGACGUGUCAGCUGGCUGUGAGGAGGUUGGAGUGGUUGAUGAAGGGUGGAGAUGAAAGCUCAGCGGAGGGCUUGGACAGUAACCCCUACAGCUCCGUGGACCCUGCACCCCCAGCCCAGAGGAAGAGUGUUUCCGAGCUGAGGAAAGAGCUGCUGGAUGAACUGCUGCCACUGUUUGAACGCUACCGAGCCAUGUUUGCCCUUAGAAACCUCGGCACAGAGGAGGCUGUGCUGGCUCUAGGAGAUGGCCUCCAGUGCAGCAGUGCCUUGUUCCGGCAUGAGAUCGGCUACGUGCUGGGCCAGAUGCAACACGAGGCCAGCAUCCCUCACCUGCGGGCCGCUCUAGAGAAGGAGGAUGAGAGCGCUAUGGUGCGGCAUGAGUGCGCGGAGGCGCUGGGCUCCAUUGGCAGAGAUGCGUGUGUGCCCAUACUGCAGCAGUACCGGCAGGACAGAGAAAGGGUGGUGAAGGAAAGCUGUGAAGUGGCUCUGGAUAUGCUGGAGUACGAGAACAGCUUGCAGUUUCAGUACGCAGAUGGACUGCUCCGAGUGCACACUGCUGCUCAGUGACAGCGGGUUCUGCUUUCUCAGGAAACUUCAGCACAUUAACAUAGUGUUGAUUUUCAGUGGUCCAGCAUGGACCAUUCUGGCCUUAGGCUCAACACAUGGUUUGGUAUAAACUGUUGCUCACUAUCAGUCAGCUUCUUCAGAUGAAAUACACGUUAAAUAAAUGUUUUAAACCUAUAUCCAUCUCCUAAGCCUGUCUUAUUUCAGGUGAAUUUACUGUUUUACACCUGGCUUUAAAAGACUCAUAUCAUGGGGGGGUUGAACUCGUUAGGCCUAAUUCACCAAUAUCAUCAUAUGUGUUUUCUUAAAUUUGUUCUUGAGAAAGGUCCCGAGAAAGUCUACGUCAGGUUCAUGACGUGGUCUUAAACUGCAGCAUUGUUUGCACCUUAAUGCUCUUGAGUGUGUGUAGAUUCUGUUCUUACCCAAGAACACAUCCGAAAUAAAACAUUGGUGUCAGAAUUCACCAAUAAAUGGGUUUUAAGAAGAAAUUUCAUCUUAAGAGCCGUUGGUGAAUGAGGCCCAAUGUUUUCAUGAUGUCACCAAAACCAAAUCACUUGUACAUACCUUCCUAUUCAGCCUACAGCAGAUUAGCUUGGGCUGCUUUUUAAAUGAGGCACAAUACCGGCCAAUCAGAAGAAAGCUUAAUUUCCAUAUGAAAACAGCCUGUUUAAGGAAUAAUGAGAGGUUGGAAAAUUGUCAUGUGCAAAUGCAAAUGGACUGUUUCUGUAUACAAACCUGCACAAGUGGAGAAAAAAAUAAAAUGGAAGAAAAACGU